AUGUGCUCUGCGGAGUCGGAAGAAGUAGAAAAAGAUUUGGAUACUUUUUUGCUGGGCUGUAGGCAUAUCCCGUCCAAAGUGGCCAACUGCAGCAAUUUUAAAGCCGGCUGUCAAGCCCGUUUGAAAAGAAAAGAUGUUGGUGCAAUCAAAACAGCCCUGACUCUUGCUUCCAAUCUAUGCAACCCUGUUUGCAGAGAGCUAGUGCGGGAGCUUCUAAAGUCUCCAGAUAUGAACGGUUUGUUGUUCAACAAGGAUGAUCGUGUAUUAGAUCUGAGUAUUGUGCUCGCUCGCCAGCUACCCACCGCAUUAGUCUCCAGGAAACAUAUUAUCCAGGCAGACGUUUAUGCUAGGUACAGAAAACCACAGCCUGAUAAGUCUCGUUUGCUACUAUACUAUCUUCAAUUCACAGAUGAUAGGGAUAUGGAAGAAGAAAUCUUGCGGUUCCGAUCCAAAGCUCUCGGUUUAGGUCUGAGGAGCCUUGCAUUACUACCAAAAUCUGCAAUCACUGAUCCUGAUCAACUAGAUAUUCAUCUAGCAAAAGCGAAUAAUUUGAUGCUUGAGAAGCUCGCAAUUUCACUAGAUGUUUCUAUUCAAGAUUUAUCAUUCCGCUACGCACAGAUCAAGCUUGAUCCGGUUUCAGGUUUCUCGAAGCAACACAUUUCAAAUACUGGUGUUUUUUUAUCUGUCGAAGACUACAUUGAUACGCAGAACAGAUCAUGGGUUGACGGUACGUAUUCAGCUGCUUCAAAGCAAGUUGCUCGUAUGAACGUCAAGUUGGAAACCGGAACCUACAGGUAUGGCGCACCCGCUACUUUCAAAGCAGUGGAGUUUGUGAUACCAUCAAUAGAAUCCACAGAGUCUAAACUGGUGAUUUACGAAGUCAGCAUUGAUCCAGAUGAUCUUUCAGAUGGUGGAAAGCUGGAGUUCUCGAGACUUGCGCCUGGUGAUGGAGUUUUUUUGGUCGAUAAAAGCAGUAUCUGGUUCGCUCAAAUUGUGUCGGUGGAGCCUUUUAUCGUCAGAUCAAUUGAAAAGAAAGCAGAAAGCAUCAUGAUUCCUGAUAAUCGAAGACUUUGGCGGUCGAAAAUAUCAGUUAAGCAGGACUGGCCGGAAUUCUUAAUUAAGCCGCUUUUGGGUUGGCGAUAUGAUCCCGAGUCUGCUUCAACCUGUUUGGAAUUUGUUCAAAAGAACAAUCUUGCUGUGGUAGCAAUUCCGCCGGGUGGAGACUUUCCGUUGCUAGACUGGGAUCAAUUCGACCGUACUCUUUUGGUUAGCUCUCGACCUCAGCACGCAGAUUUCAAGGGAAAUGUUUACAGAGGACAAAGAAUGCUGCCUAGACUUGAUGAGCUGCUAAAAAAAGUGGGUGAUCUGGCUGCCGAAAACAACAUGAGUGCUUUUUUCAAGAAUGAUUGUCCCUCUGCCCAGCUCAUUGGCCGCAGGUUAAACCUGCUGGAAAAUGAACUAUUCACGGAAAUUGCUUGGUUAUCUCCCUUGAAAGUGCUGGAUGAAAUUCAACAUGAGAAUUAUUUAUUGAAAACUGCUGAUGUGGUGGUGUGGCCAAAACCGAUCCAUGGACACUUCAAAACAAUAGUAAUUGAUCGCGCACAUAUGUGGUCUGAGCUCGAGACAGCACACGUGAUCAAUGAUGUCUUGGAAAAGCUAGUGCUGAUUGGUGAAGCAUCUCCAAUUCCUAGCUUAUUCUCACGUAUGGUCCUAUACGGUGUCCAUUUCUGUGAAGGUCCGCUUGACGUCUCGCCAUCAGUUGCCGAACUGUACCGUGACUGGUACCCCACACUAACUCCUACGGGGGACGAUAAUCUGCCGGGCUUUGCAUCAGCUGUGCAACGGGUCCAUGUGGAUGGGUACGGAACAAUUGCAUACAACGAGCAACACGUCGGCACAGCCGAAUAUGCAGUGCUGCUGUAUCAAUACCUCAGUCUGCUGGGUUAUCCACGAGAGAAAAUCACACUGAUAGCAGAGACUUCUGGCCAGAAAGACCUAAUUAACGAAAUUUCGCUAGCGCGGGGAUGCGGGGAUGCGCCAUUCUCAGGCCCCCCCAGAAUUUUCUCGUCUGCAAGCGAUGCCCAGAUCGACGCAGGCGACGUCAUUGUGUACGCAUCAGUCUGGAGCGACCAGGGUCCGGAUGAAAUAAGUGCUGUGUACGGUAAAAAGGGAGCGUUUUUUUUAAUUCCACAUGAUACUCCUACUAGCCUUCAAGUGGUUGUAGGUGAAUUGUACGAUCGUAUUGUGGAAAAUCGCGCCCCAACGCCUCUGGUUGGCCUGCGACAUUUGGCAGACUAUGUGCAGGAGAUGAAAAGAAGGAGGCUAACCUGGUUAUCUGGGAAAUGA
This is a messenger RNA of Wickerhamiella sorbophila, 2346 nucleotides long. RefSeq lists its product as hypothetical. Lineage: Eukaryota; Fungi; Ascomycota; Dipodascomycetes; Dipodascales; Trichomonascaceae. The transcript has a single exon. The coding region runs from base 1 to 2346 and encodes 781 amino acids. The record is from RefSeq and is a predicted model, not a curated record.